CUUUAUCAACCGGAAACCAAGUCCCCAACUCCAUCACGCGACGCUGAAUAACUCGCUCCACUAAAGCUUGCAAUCAACGCAGUAUUCCAGGUUCCGGGGCCCGUUUGCGACGAUGGGCAGACAGGAAAAAAUCGCGCGGUCGAUCGUGCAUGCAAUUGUCAAGACAAACGGUGCCAACAACAAACACUCGAGCGGUCCACUUGGGCUCCUACUCGCCCUCUUUUCGGCCUUCUUUUCUCUCUACCAACUGGUGCUCUGCAAAGUGCGUCCGGCAGAUUUCGCAAAUCUACGCCGGAACUAUUGGGACGUCAGUGACGAUGACUACACCACAUCCUUUCGGACGGACGAAGGCAGGGCUGGAGGCGAGUCCCUGAAAGCGAUUGGAGAUAUGGGCUUCUCUGGUUCAACGUUCUAUUCCACGACCGACCAAAAGUACCUCGUCAAGUCUCUCCCCCGGCAUUCCGAACACUCAUUCUUCAGCGAGGAUCUCUUGACACCGUAUGUUGAAUACAUGGCGACCCAUCCCCGCUCUCUCCUGGUCCGCAUCUGUGACUUACUCGGCGCGUCGGGCUGGUCCGUUGGACGCAUCCUCCGUUCGGCACCCUCCCACCACAUCGUCAUGGAUAACGUCAUGUAUGGGCGGGAAGAGGCCAAAAGACGAGGCGAGGCGGAUUGGGAGAACUGGGACCUGAAGCCGACCUCGUAUUUCUAUCCAGAGAGAGAUAUCGCUGGCGGCGCGCUCACGAGUGAGGCGACCAAGAGCAGGCUCGCCGAUGAGUUUCACGACAAGAUUGUUCUCCGUCGGGAGCAGGCAGACGACUUCUUCGCGAGCCUGGAAGCCGACACGAAGCUGCUUGCAGAGCACAAUGCUGUGGAUUAUUCACUUUUCCUGGUACGCAUGAGCGCACCUCAGCAGGCGGAUACCGCGAUGCCCACGCCGGCGGAAUCAAGCAUGGUUCCUACCAAUCCGCCGUCAGUUCCCCCCUCGCCACCGACCUGGAGGACGGGAGUUACUUCAACCGAUGGGAAGUAUAUCUUCCGCGCCUCGAUUCUGGACUUUUUCUGGGCCAAGCACAAGGUACAUGCGAAGUUCAUGACGUUUCUAAUCAAUCUCUGGAACGUCUUAUUCAAGCACGGCCCCAUGAGUAUCACCACCACACCGGACGAGUACCGGGAGCGGUUCCUCAAGAUGUGCAGGAGCAUUGUGGAGAUCAAAGACGACUGAAGCAGAUGCCGGUGGAUAAGUGUAUUGUUCAUCUAGGUGAUACCCAGAGUUGCGGUUUUCUGUUUUACUGGUCUAGAGCAAUCCAAAUCUGCGCUUGGUUUCUUUGUUCCUUCCAAUGGAAUUCGCAAUGUGUCUCCGAAAGGGGUUGAUCGUUGGUCAAUAUGUCUCCACGUCCUCCAUCCUUUCUAAUCGACCAGCGCACAACUUGCCUAUGGAUUGUUCACAUCAUCGGUUAGUGUUAGGGCCGUGGCCGUCAGAUGUACCUUACUGACGAUCCUGAU
This is a messenger RNA of Parathielavia appendiculata, 1506 nucleotides long. Its product is annotated as SAICAR synthase-like protein. The record is from RefSeq and is a predicted model, not a curated record. Gene Ontology annotation, molecular function: 1-phosphatidylinositol-4-phosphate 5-kinase activity. NCBI's taxonomy places the organism in Eukaryota, Fungi, Ascomycota, Sordariomycetes, Sordariales, Chaetomiaceae. Gene Ontology annotation, biological process: phosphatidylinositol phosphate biosynthetic process. The coding region runs from base 113 to 1225 and encodes 370 amino acids. Gene Ontology annotation, cellular component: plasma membrane. The transcript has 2 exons.